This is a messenger RNA of Penicillium antarcticum, 207 nucleotides long. RefSeq lists its product as uncharacterized. The record is from RefSeq and is a predicted model, not a curated record. NCBI's taxonomy places the organism in Eukaryota, Fungi, Ascomycota, Eurotiomycetes, Eurotiales, Aspergillaceae. The transcript has a single exon. The coding region runs from base 1 to 207 and encodes 68 amino acids.
AUGUCACUCGGUCCGAAUCGCCCCUUGGUCGCGGCCGUCGAGCCUCGAAUGGAAAUCUGCUGCGAAGAGAUCACACGGGGCAGGUAUGGCGAUGGAAGAGCUAUAUACUUCCGUUUCAAAGUGACUAUCUUGGAUGCCGAGAAGUUCAAAAAUGGCCAGGAGGUCAGGUUCCUGUUCCGUGAUGUUUUCAGGGCAAGAGAGCAUUAA